CCAGGCCAGGUUUUUACGACAUAGCCAUUCUACUUUACGGCACCACCGGUGCCGCAGAAAACGAGUGGAAGGUGGAAGUAAGAUUAGCUCUUAUGGCUAGAUGUAGUGAUACUGAGUAUUUCAUCUAGCAUAAAAGAGACAAUUGUGAUUUUUGCUAUUUGUAAAGCUUACAUGUUCGUAUCAGAAGGCAUAGCGUUAACCACAUGCUGGCAGUACAUUGACUGCUGAGGUAGAUAUCUACUUUUCUCUGAGCAUUAUAUGUAACGUUAGUUAGCUAACGGUAGCAGACAACAGUCCCUCAUCGUGUAGCCACUCAGCUUCUCUGGCUCAGGAUCUGUCUGUUUUAUUUUUUAUUUUUUACCGAUUCUGCCGAUUUUCUUAUAAACAUGCCUAUUCAGUUGACAAGUCAGGCUUACUGUAAAAUGCUUUUACAUGCUGCUAAAUACCCUCACUGCGCUGUGAAUGGAUUGCUGGUGGCAGAAAAGACGGAGAAAAAGAAAGACAGCCACGGUGAACCAAUCUUGUGUGUGGACUGUGUGCCACUGUUUCACGGCACUCUUGCUCUGGCCCCAAUGCUAGAAGUAGCUUUAACACUGAUCGAUACUUGGUGUAAAGAAAAUAAUUACAUCAUUGUUGGAUAUUAUCAAGCCAAUGAGCGCACAAAGGAUUCAAGACCCAACCAAGUUGCAGAAAAAGUGGCUGCAAGGAUUUCUGAGAACUUCAGUGAAGCAGCUAUUGUUAUGGUGGACAGUAGUAGAUUCACGAUGAGCUGUUUUGAGCCCAUUGUGCUUAUCUAUGACCAUCAUGAAAACAAGUGGAAAAGCAGAGAAGUAUCUUCUGACUGUUUUGAGGACUGGAACGAAGCACAGAAGAUCACAUCUUCUCUGUUAGAGGGCAGGUCCUACGAGAACUUGAUUGACUUUGACAAUCACUUGGAUGAUCUAAGGAACGACUGGACCAACCCUGUGAUCAACAAGUCCGUCCUGGAUCUGUGCUAAGAGAGUCAGUCCGGAGCACCAUGGACAUGCAGACAAAUAUUGCUGCCGUUUCAGCAUGCAUGGCGCUACUUAUCGUGUAGCGCAGGAGUACAAAAAUGCUGAACAUGUGGUCUUUGUUCCAUCAAAAGCCCCUCGUACUGAGGGGAACUUGCGGAGCACUGACCGGUGCGGCAAAAAAACCUCAAGGCCAAAAGCCAUAUGUGCACUGUUGGCAUGUGUCCGCCUUUUACAAGGUGAUACUGAGGUGAUGAAAGCGCAAUUAUGUUUUUGACUGCAACUUUAAUGGGUUAUUUUUCUGCAAUGAUUUGUGUUUAUUCAUAGUUGUGUGCAUAAAGUUAAAUUAUAGAGUAUUUGAUCGAUUUUCUUUCUUAAAUUUUACGACCAGUAGCCAUACAGAGAUCAAGUACUAAAUUAUUAAAAAUGUAAGGAGAUGAUUGUACUACUGAGAAAUGAUACAUGUUCUUUAUUUAAUGUCUAGUUUGUUUUAAGCCCUGAAACUAAAUUCACAUGAAGAACUGUAGUCGGAAAUUUGUGGGCAGCUUAAAUAAAAAUGCUAAUAAAAGAAAUAAGUGUAAAUAGAUGACUUAGAACUGGAAAGACAAGAAUCUUAAGUCUUAUCUUGUCUUAUCUGACUAGGUCAAAUGCCACCUCGAGUCCUUCUGUAGAUGCACCAGCAAUAACAAAGGGAUGAUUGACUUAAGAGCUUUGACUUAUAAAUGACUAAUGCUUACACAAACAUUUCUAUGUUGUGUGUCCUGUUAUUGUCCCUGGUGUGCUCCAGAACGUCCUUGGGUGAUACACAUGUUGGUGUAUUUGCUUCUGAUUGUUGCUCUGGAAGAUUCAGAAAUACAAUUCACAAUCAGAUCACAGGGAUGUGUGAAUUUUGUUUUAGGUUGUGUGUGUGUGUGUGUGUGUGUUGUAAGAAUUAAGUAAGUCUUUAUUUAUACUUAAUUGACCACUUUGAAUCCUAUUUAAUAAGUAAUGUUAUAACAUUUAAAUACUUAAUGUGAGGAUACAUAAUUACCUUUGUAUUUGAGAUUAGAAUUAAAUCAAUAAGCGCUAA
This is a messenger RNA of Cottoperca gobio, 2061 nucleotides long. RefSeq names its product ER membrane protein complex subunit 8 (gene emc8). Bases 387 to 998 code for a protein of 203 amino acids. The transcript is spliced from 5 exons. The record is from RefSeq and is a predicted model, not a curated record. NCBI's taxonomy places the organism in Eukaryota, Metazoa, Chordata, Actinopteri, Perciformes, Bovichtidae. Gene Ontology annotation, cellular component: EMC complex.